Molecule: messenger RNA, 933 nt
Organism: Lasiodiplodia theobromae
Lineage: Eukaryota; Fungi; Ascomycota; Dothideomycetes; Botryosphaeriales; Botryosphaeriaceae
Exons: 2
Coding region: 1-933 (310 amino acids)
Source: RefSeq, a predicted model, not a curated record
AUGGAGCUCACGAGCACGUCGCCAGAGAGCGCCAUGACCGCCAAAGAGUCUGACAACAUCCUCCUCCGUACCUCGUCGUCGAUGUCGGACAGCAAUGAAAGCAGCAAGGAUAGUCAAGAUAUCCUCACCAAGUCAAAGGCCGCUACUCCCACCUUCAUGGGCCUCCCUACGGAACUGCGCCAGCGCAUCCUCUACCUAGUCCUCAGCACGCUUGCGCCCAUGAGCCCAGACAAUGGCUCCUACGUCGCCCAACUUGAAUCCUCCCGCAGCACUCGCAUCAGGCAGAUCCGCCACUUCACCCCGACCGCACGCGAAGAUUCCAGCAUCGAACGUCUCCUGCAGGCCAGACCACGCCGCCGAUUCUUCACCCGGAACGAGGUGGCGUCGUACCUGCACAUGCAGAACCUCUACCUGAUCAACCGCACCGUGCGCUUCGAGAUGCGCUUCGUCGAGCAGGCCUGGCUGGAGCAGUACAAGCCGCGGGGCGCGGCGCCGCUGUCGUUGGGCGCCUUCGCGGCGUGGGCGGCCGCGCCGACGCCAGUCAACGGCAUCCUCACCCUCUCGCUCUUCGACAGGAACUUCAUCGCGCACCCGCCGCCCGAGUGGGAGCCCGUCGUGCGCAGCAUCGCCGCGGACCGCUGGGCGUAUGGCGACGUCGGCACCCACUGGCGCAGCAACGAGUACUUGCGCGCGUGGCGCGAGGUCAUCAAGAUGCUUCCGCAGCUGGAGGGCGGCGACAGGGAGGCGACGGUGGCGCGGAGGUACGGCAUCGAGGCGGUUGAGGUGGUCGGCGUGAUGCGCUGCGUGCUGACGCCGAGGAACUACCUCAUGGAGGGAAUGGGUCUGGUGCACAAUACGGAAAUUGCCUGGCUGGAGAUCAUGCUGAUGAUGCGGUGGGGCUUGAAGCAGGGGAGGGUGAGGGUGAUGACUUGA